AAAAGAGCCCGGAAUUGGAAGUGGAAAAGUCUUCGAAUUUGGAAAACUGGAAUUGUUGGAAUACUUGAAUUGAACCCAGAGACGCCGCAUAGGCUGGUUUCAGGCCAAGACAAGCAAAUUCUCCUGUGGAGCAAGCACGAGAGGUAGAAGAUGCAAUCCAUUCGUAGAUUUGUUACUGCGAGGCACCAAAACCCUAAUCUCUCGAUUGGAAUCCGGAGCUUAUCUACUUCCGAUGCCUCUACGUUGGUGAAGAAUGUUGGAUCUUUCCUCGAUUCCCUUGGUCUUAAGUCAGGUGCGACUCUGGUGCAGAACUGUGGCGACAGUGAAAUUGGAAAAGUUUUGAUUCAAGUGGCAAAAGAGCGCAAGUUUCAGACCAUAAGCAUAAUUGAGGACAAACCUGGAACUCCUGAAAUAAUUGAAGAGCUUAAGGCACUUGGUGGGGAUAUAGUUGUACCAGAAAGCUACACAAAGACUUGGUAUAUGAAGCGGCUGGCCGGUGAGCUAAGCCCUGCUGCCGGUUUGAAUUUCAGUGAUGGGUACCAGGCAACUGCUGUUUGCAAGGCAGUAGCUAAUGGUGGCACAUUUGUAACAUAUGGGAAGAAAUUGCCGAAGCAUGUUGUUUAUGGUGGUGCAGCACGUAAACCAGUUGAAUGGAGUGCAUUCCUCAAGGAGAAGAACCUGAAGGUGAUGAACCUUUGAGAAUAAGACGUUGGAUUUUUUUUGAAACCUAAUGGAUGCGGAUUGGCCUUCCAGCUAUCAAUUCUGACAGGUCUCUCUCUCUUUCUCUCCAUUUCUUAAUGAAAAUUGGGAGGGAUUUAGCUUUUCUUAAUUCAUAUUUUGUAAUGAACUCUUGCUUUUGUUUUUCUUGAAAUUCCUAAAUGGAUUUUGGACUUGGAUUUGAUGUGCAUAUUAUGAGAAUAUGCAACUCACAUGCCUAUAUUGUGUAUGUGGGAUUCAUAAAAUGCAGAUUAACUUGGAUCAAAAGUUUACAAUCA
This is a messenger RNA of Macadamia integrifolia, 995 nucleotides long. Its product is annotated as enoyl-[acyl-carrier-protein] reductase, mitochondrial-like. Gene Ontology annotation, molecular function: trans-2-enoyl-CoA reductase (NADPH) activity. The record is from RefSeq and is a predicted model, not a curated record. The coding region runs from base 151 to 699 and encodes 182 amino acids. Gene Ontology annotation, cellular component: mitochondrion. Gene Ontology annotation, biological process: fatty acid metabolic process. The transcript is spliced from 3 exons. NCBI's taxonomy places the organism in Eukaryota, Viridiplantae, Streptophyta, Magnoliopsida, Proteales, Proteaceae.